UUAUGAGGCACCUGCUCUGCCACAGCUUGUGCUAAAUAUGUCAACAUAUCUGCCUUCUCUCAAUAUUAGCCUACAAUACCGUGUGUUAUUAAAAAUCCUCAAUAUCGAUUUUCGAUAGAAGCAAAACGUCUGAUUAGUUCUUUUCAGAUUAGUAAAUUUAGUACCGCUCGACGACCUUUUGUGUUUUCAAGUCCUCGGAGUGACCCCACCGCCCCACACUUCAUCAUCGUCUUUUGGUAACCACCACAGUCCGCCUCUUUAGCGCCUUGUCGCCGCCACUAGAGCAGCCAUGCCUCCCGGUGUUGAGACCGCGCCUCGGAGCACAUCCGCCGGCUGCUUCUGCGCCUGCUGCGGGGAGCAGAUGAGACCUUAUUUCACCGAGAACUCCGUGAUAUCUCAGGGGAACAUUUCUAAACUCAUCAGUGAAAGUUUCCUGACAGUUAAAGGAGCAGCUCUGUUCCUACCUCGAGGAAAUGGCUCCACCACAUCUUCCACCUCUCGCUUCUCACAGCUACGGAGCAAACACGCAGGAGACAUCCAGCAACAUCUACAAACCAUGUUUACUGUCCUCAGACCAGAGGACAACAUCAAACUGGCGGUUCGUUUGGAGAGUGUUCACUCUCAGGUCACCCGCUACAUGGUGGUUGUUUCAACCAACGGUCGUCAGGACACCGAGGAGAGCGUGGUGUUGGGAAUGGAUUUCAGUCCUGUAGAUAGCUCUUGUUCUGUUGGUAUGGUUUUGCCUUUAUGGAGCGACACGUUGAUCCACCUGGACGGAGAUGGGGGUUUCAGUGUGUCAACUGAUAGCAGGGUGCAUGUAUUCAAGCCUGUUUCUGUGCAGGCCAUGUGGUCGGCCCUGCAGUCACUCCAUAAAGCGUGCGAGGUGGCUCGUUGUCACAACUACUUCCCAGGCAGCUUGUUCCUCACCUGGGUGAGCUACUAUCAGAGCAGGGUCUGCUCCAACCAGGUACACAUCAAUGAGUGGAAUGCCAUGCAGGAUGUGCAGUCACACCGUGCCGAUUCACCAGUGCUCUUCUCUGACAUACCUACAGAAAGAGAGCUGACUGAGCGGCAGAUCAAAUCCAGUUUAAGGGAGAUCAUGAUGCAGAAAGACCUCGAGAAUGUGACCUGCAAAGAGAUCCGAACAGCACUGGAAAUGCACAUGACAUGCAACCUGCGUGAGUUUAAGGAGUUCAUCGACAACGAGAUGAUUGUCAUCCUGGGCCAGAUGGACAGUCCUACGGAGAUCUUUGAUCACGUCUUCUUGGGAUCUGAGUGGAAUGCAUCCAAUUUGGAAGAGUUGCAGAAGAGUGGGGUUCAAUACAUCCUGAAUGUAACUAGGGAGAUCGAUAACUUCUUCCCCGGUGUGUUUGAGUACCACAACAUCCGUGUUUAUGAUGAGGAGGCGACAGACCUGCUUGCUUAUUGGAAUGACACCUAUAAGUUUAUAUCCAGAGCCAAGAAAGCUGGAUCAAAGUGCCUGGUGCACUGUAAAAUGGGUAUAAGUCGCUCUGCUGCCACAGUGAUUGCUUACGCCAUGAAGGAGUACGGCUGGGACUUGAAAAAAGCAUUUGAUUAUGUGAAGGAGCGUCGAACUGUGACCAAACCUAACCCCUCCUUCAUGAGACAGCUGGAGGAGUAUCAGGGCAUACUGCUGGCCAGCAAGCAGAGGCACAACAAACUGUGGCGUUCUCACUCUGACAGUGAUCUAUCUGAGGCCCAUGAGCCGCUGUCCAAGUCUUACGCCCAACCGCACAGCCUGGGUCACUCUGACCCGCAUAACCAGGCCAGCAGCGCGCCUAGCCCUUCUGUGAAAGAACUGCUGGAGUCACUGGGAACUCCAAUCAACAAAAGCAAAGCAACACACUCCACCAGCCAGCCUGAUACGGGUAUCCAGUGCAACAAGCUCAGAUUCUCAGCCCCUGCAGGAGUGUUGGCAUCAAGCUUUGAGGCCCCUUCUCACUCUGCUGUAGUCCAGAUCAACAAGUUGGGAUCCCCCUGUCCCAAGUCGACAGCUGGAUCCGUGUCUCCCUUAUCUCCCCCCCUUUCUAAUGGCUCAUGUGACUCUGAGGAGCAGCCGUCAUCGCCUCCCCUUUCCCAGCCAAGGGCCGCCACUGUGGUGCCCGAGCUUCAGAAAACAGAUAUGGUGACUGUUGCACAAAGUGUUUUAGUGGGCCAGCCUCACCCGCCUCCAUCCUUCCACCACAUCCCCCUCUCCCCUGCUCCAUCCCCAACUCCAGCCUGCAUGGACGAGGUUGGCAAACCACAGGUGUUAUCCUGCUCUCUGCCUGUGAUAAAACCCAUGCUUGUAUCAGUGCCUGAGCCCAUGACAACACAAGCACCAAGCACACACCAAGCAGGACCCCAGUGUCUGUCUGCACCAGUGCCUGUCAAAAAAACAGUCUCUGACCAACAGAUGUGUAUAGUAACCCAUUCUUCCUCCACUAGUGAUUUGAUCAGCUACACCAGUGCCAUUCCACAGGACAGUGAGAUGUUGUUUGGACACAGUGCAGACCACAUCAACUUUUUCAGUGCCAGGGAAAAGUUUAAAGGAAUGAGUCAAGAUGGUAAAAGUCACUGUGCUGCUGUACAGCAGCCGCCCCAGCCGAAGAGUUGUGGAAAGGAACAGCAACCUCCACUUCAGGAGGUCCCAAUUAGUGGCGGGAAGGAGGAAGGAAAAUUGAAGGAAAUGAUGGUUCCUGUGCAGAUCACAGAGCACGUAUCUCAAGGCCUUCUUAGUCAACCAGCACCUCAGGGCCCCGAGGACCAGGAAGCUAGGAAGUUGAGGCAGGAAUCGGAGGUUGCAGAUGUUUUGAUAAACAAGGAAGCUGAGAAUGUUAAAGAGGAAGUGAGGAACAAAGAAGAAGAAGAAGAGGAGGAGGAGGAGGAGGAGGAGGCAGAUCCUGCUUGUCUCCACAGCGACUUGACAAGGGUGUCCGUGCGACGUGUCACCAAACAGCUGGAGCAGAUAAUGAAACAGGAGCAUGAGACUCCAUCACUCUCCUCAUCUCCACCAUCCCUCUCAAGCAGCGUAUCUUCUUCUCGGCGGAAUCCACCUAGUGUCGCCCCUGUUACAAUGUCUAGUACCCAGGAUACAGCCGUUGGCUCACAGGUGUCGGAGGAGCAAGAAGAUGUGAUGGAUGGACCAGUUAAGAGGGACAGUGGAGAUUUAAUUGAGUUGAGUGAUCUAGGAAAUACUCACAGAAGCACAAAAGGACAAAAACACCAGCCUGCUGAUACUAGAAAGCUCUCUACCUCUUCCCAUUUCCUCAGCUCUGCCCACUCUCCAUUUGCCUCAGUGAACUUCCUGUGUUUGGAGGGCGUGACAGAGCUCGAGUCAGGCACAGACUGGGAGUGCUCCACAGAUGGACCUCAAGGUGACAUUAUCAUGAGGGAGACGUGGGAGACAUUGUGCGAGCUCGGUGCCUUCCUGCAGCAGGUGAGCAUGGGCGGAUUCUGCUGUGUGGACCAGGUUUUUGGGCUCAGUGCUGGAACCACUCCAAAGCGAGGCAGCAGCAUCCAGAAAAGGGUCAGAGAAGUGGAAGCCAGGAUUCGCCAGGCUGGACUGACCCCUCCGUCUCUUAUGAAGCGCUCAGCCUCUUUGGCAAAACUGGGCUGCCUGGAGUUGCUCGCAAAUGACCUGAGUGAGUGGGAGCUCAGCCGCACCUCGGUAGCGCCGUCUACAGCAGAACCUUCAACCCACUCCGUUAGCGACGAGUCUAAGAAACAGCGGGUCCACAACUCCCCCCCCUUAGCCCAACAGCAACCAGAAGGCCUCGUUAUUGAUGCAGAGAGCCUUGAUAAGGAUCAUGAAACCUCUCCACCUGCACAACCUCCAGCAUCAUAUCCACAGGGACUACCUAACUCUGACCAAGACUCUCUGCAUUUACCUGGGCUGACACUAAUGACAGCAAGGCAGCAAUAUGGAAGGACUCAUCCCCUGAGGCGGCUUAAGAAAAGAACUGCUAGUAGUACCCUUUACCACACCAUGUAACCCUCACCAUGUGUGUUUGUGUGUGUGUGUGAGAGAGAGAGAGAGAGAGAGAGGGAGAGAACGAGAGAACGAGAGAACGAGCACAAAUCAAGUGCAUAUGUUUGAUUUAUUCAGCGAAAACAAACCAGUGCCUCUUGCCUUAAAGGAUGUGUUAAGUUGUUUCUUAUCUGUAUGCUUUUCCCAUGAAGAUCUGCGAUAUGAGGCUCAGUGAAUGAACAGUGAAAAGGCUAUGAUGGUUGUGUUCAUUGAAAUAGGGGAAAUUGGAAGAAAUGAUGGGUUAUCAACAUUUUCAGAAAGGAGCAAAAACAAUCAUUCCAAUGACCAUCGUGUUUCCGAUGCUAACAGCCUGAGCCUGCACAUAUUCAAUCAUGGCUGGUUUCACAGUUAUCAACUUGAUAUAAAUGUACUUGAUCUCUGUUGGUUGGCUGAAUAAUCCAACCUGAUCUUAGGUGGAAUGUAGCCUCUGUUAUCCACUUCUUGUCUUUUCUUGUCUCAUCAUCAAAAUGUGUUUGUUGUACUGGGUUGCAAACAAACAAAAAAAGAUGCGGUUUUUCUUCUGGUACAAUCUGAUGUGUAAAUGAACUGGCUCAAAACAAAACAAACCUUCACAAUCGGUUCAAAAUGUUCAUGUAAAGAUGAAGUUGGAAUGAUUUAUCAGAAAGACUUUGUCUUGAGACCUUUUUAUUGCUAGCAGCAGUGCAUCCAAACCGUAGCCUGUAUACACAAAGGGACAGCAUGCCUCAGCCUCCUUCCAUUGAACAGGAUGAAGCCAGAAUAUCAACAUGAAGGGCGCUGACAUACUGUGAAUUUGCAGCCACAGCCUGUGCAGUAGGGAUCAGCUGGAAGAGCCUCGGUAUUGACAUCACGCUGCUUCCACUAAAAAAAACGAAAAAUUGGCAAAUGAAAUGGCCAGAAAUCCCUCAGGCGGGUACAGUCCACAGUGGAACAGAUUUUUGUGCCGAUUUGAAGCAGACACUCAUUUAUGUAAAUUAAAUGACUCUUGUGUUGGUGUUCAUUACCUUUGCUCUAGCUGUUUCUGCUGUACUCUGUUAGUCCGGUGCCCACAGCGCUGCAGGACAGCAUUCAUCAACAGAGUUGUCAAUCAUGGCAGUUAAUGCUGUUUCUAGACUUGAACACAAAACAGCAUGAUAAUGAUAAAUAUCAUGACUAAACCAGAGUUAAGAAAAAUGUAUCUGACGGGCAUUUAGAGUUUAUAGUUUGACACAUUUCCUAUCUGUUUACUCCGUUAAUAGAGGCCGGUUUGUGACCUAUUCAGCAGGAGUUUUACAUCUUUUGACGGCCUUCACUCCCGGACAGCUGUUUCUCCGUCCAUCUUAAUAUGCAGUCUAUAAUCCAAGCACAAAAGAGAUAAGCUAAAACCACAGCCACAUCAGAUGAGUUGCUUUCUCAGAGAAAUGUGUAUCCAGAGAUGGCAACAGGAAUAUCAACUGAAAAUGUUUGCAUAGCUGUACAGAACUUUGUUGAAACAAGUGAGUGAGAAAAAGGCCUGCUGUUUGUUGUAAUGUUUUUUUUGACUACACAAUACCUCAGUAAGUCUCAACCAAACCUGACCUGCACAAAAGUCAAUCUCUGGAUUCCUGGAAAGUCAGUCAGAAACAAUUACAGUGUCACUGUCAACAAGUGAUGUUUCUCAUCAUCUCUCUUCUUCAUCCUCUCAGCUCGUAUGCCACUCAAACUGGACAUCUUCUGUAUGUAUUUCUGUGUGGGGUUAGGGUGUUCGGAGCUAAGGCAGAGUGUAUAUUUGUGAUUUUUCUGCUAUUUCUUUAGGAUGUAAUGGUCUGUAUCGUGAGUUUUGAAAAUGUAGGAGCUGAACAUGUUUUUAUAUCUUGUUUGUGUCUGUGUGUGAGUGAGUAGCACAACUUUACAAUGUGGGUGUACACUUUAGUUUUUGUUUUUAUCUCUCUUUUUUUGUACACAUUUUUAAGGAGUGUGCCUGUGGUUGGAAGUGGAGCUUCUCUGCAGUCUAUCAGAAAUGUCUGUUCAGGCAGGUCUGUCAUACAUGCACUUUACUCCCUUUUUCAUUUGGAUGUGGCUUUUUUUUCUAUGUAUGGUUGCUACUUUGGGGGAGCAUGAGUAGAUUGUAGCAACUGUUGGGUAUGUGUGUAUGUUGUCAAAGCCUCAUUUCUAUUUCGUUUGAUUUUAAAACUUCAGUGUACAUAGUCUUUUUUUUAUCUAUCAUGUGCUUCAACUGUGACCAUUAAACAGUGGCAAUUAUUGAGA
This is a messenger RNA of Labrus mixtus (cuckoo wrasse), 6235 nucleotides long. RefSeq names its product slingshot protein phosphatase 2b (gene ssh2b). Gene Ontology annotation, molecular function: actin binding; protein tyrosine/serine/threonine phosphatase activity. Gene Ontology annotation, biological process: negative regulation of actin filament polymerization; protein dephosphorylation; actin cytoskeleton organization. The transcript has 14 exons. The coding region runs from base 290 to 3994 and encodes 1234 amino acids. Gene Ontology annotation, cellular component: cytoplasm. The record is from RefSeq and is a predicted model, not a curated record. NCBI's taxonomy places the organism in Eukaryota, Metazoa, Chordata, Actinopteri, Labriformes, Labridae.